CCUUCAUCCUCCACUCACUGCCUCAAUCUUGGACAGUGUACUCACAGUAUCCUCCCAACAAUAAAGAAAUUCCCUGCCUGAUAAUAUUCACCUCAUCGCUCCAUCCCCUCCAGAACAAUGCGUGAGUGCAUCUCUAUCCACGUUGGUCAAGCUGGAGUCCAGAUUGGCAAUGCCUGCUGGGAACUGUAUUGUCUUGAGCAUGGCAUCCAGCCGGAUGGGCAGAUGCCCAGCGACAAGACCAUUGGAGGAGGUGAUGAUUCCUUCAACACCUUCUUCAGUGAGACUGGAGCUGGAAAGCACGUCCCCAGGGCUGUGUUUGUAGACCUGGAGCCCACUGUCAUUGAUGAGGUGCGCACUGGGACAUACCGUCAGCUGUUCCACCCUGAGCAGCUCAUCACAGGAAAGGAAGAUGCUGCCAAUAACUACGCCCGUGGUCACUACACUAUUGGAAAAGAAAUCAUUGACCUGGUGCUGGACAGGAUUCGCAAACUGGCUGACCAGUGCACAGGCCUCCAGGGUUUCCUGGUGUUCCACAGCUUUGGUGGUGGAACCGGUUCUGGUUUCACCUCUCUGCUGAUGGAGCGUCUGUCUGUCGACUAUGGCAAGAAGUCUAAGCUGGAGUUCUCCAUCUACCCUGCUCCUCAGGUCUCCACCGCUGUUGUAGAGCCUUACAACGCCAUCCUGACCACCCACACCACCCUAGAGCACUCUGACUGCGCCUUCAUGGUAGACAAUGAGGCCAUUUACGAUAUUUGCCGUAGGAACCUUGACAUUGAGCGUCCUACUUACACCAACCUCAACAGGCUGAUCAGUCAGAUUGUGUCCUCCAUCACAGCUUCCCUCAGGUUUGAUGGUGCCCUCAAUGUCGAUCUUACCGAGUUCCAGACCAACUUGGUGCCCUAUCCUCGUAUCCACUUCCCAUUGGCUACCUAUGCCCCAGUGAUCUCCGCAGAGAAGGCUUACCAUGAGCAGCUCUCUGUGUCUGAAAUCACUAAUGCUUGCUUCGAGCCAGCUAAUCAGAUGGUGAAAUGCGACCCGCGUCACGGCAAGUACAUGGCUUGCUGCCUGUUGUACCGUGGUGACGUGGUGCCCAAAGAUGUGAACGCCGCAAUUGCCACCAUCAAGACCAAGCGCACCAUCCAGUUUGUGGACUGGUGUCCCACUGGUUUCAAGGUUGGCAUCAACUACCAGCCUCCCACUGUGGUUCCAGGUGGUGAUCUGGCUUGA
This is a messenger RNA of Sinocyclocheilus anshuiensis, 1227 nucleotides long. RefSeq names its product tubulin alpha chain-like. Gene Ontology annotation, biological process: microtubule-based process. Gene Ontology annotation, cellular component: microtubule. Lineage: Eukaryota; Metazoa; Chordata; Actinopteri; Cypriniformes; Cyprinidae. The coding region runs from base 118 to 1227 and encodes 369 amino acids. Gene Ontology annotation, molecular function: GTP binding; structural constituent of cytoskeleton. The transcript is spliced from 4 exons. The record is from RefSeq and is a predicted model, not a curated record.